This is a messenger RNA of Drosophila grimshawi, 936 nucleotides long. RefSeq names its product THUMP domain-containing protein 1 homolog. Bases 55 to 915 code for a protein of 286 amino acids. Gene Ontology annotation, biological process: tRNA modification. The record is from RefSeq and is a predicted model, not a curated record. Lineage: Eukaryota; Metazoa; Arthropoda; Insecta; Diptera; Drosophilidae. Gene Ontology annotation, molecular function: RNA binding. The transcript has a single exon.
UUUGUGCUUUGUGAGCUGGUCACAUUCUAAUUCCAUCAUUGUGUUAAAUGUGAAAUGGAACCAGCCAUAAAAAAAUCGAAAAUGGUCAACGACAAAUUCAAGCAUAACAAGAAAAAGUACUACCAGCAGCAUAAAAAGCAGGUGCUGCAGCCGGGACAACGGGGCUUCCUCGUCACCUGCAACAUGAACGAGAAGGCCUGCGUGCGGGAAUGCUACAAUCUGUUGAAUCACUACGCGGAUAAAUUGUACGGACCCGAGGUGAAAGAGGAAACGGAAGUGCAGACCAAGGCUAAGGAUAAGGACAAGGACAAGGAUGGCAGUGAUUACUCGGAUAGUUCCGAUGACUUGGAUGCGGCUGUGGCCAAGUGUCGUGAAUCAUUCGCCCAGCGCAAAAUGCGUUUCCAAAAUGUUGACACCGGCACCACAAACUGUUUAUUUAUACGCACCAAACUGGAGGAUCCACUGGCUCUGGGCAGGCAUAUAGUCGAGGAUAUCAUUGCCACUGGCAAGGCCAUGUCACGCUUUGUGAUGCGCCUGGUGCCCAUCGAGGCGGUGUGUCGUGCCAAUAUGCCGGAUAUUAUUAAUGCCGCUGGAGCACUCUUUGACAAACACUUCCUCAAGGAGGCUACCACGUAUGGCAUCAUCUUUAAUCAUCGCUACAAUCAGCAAAUCAAACGUGAUCAUAUCAUUAAGGAGUUGGCCGAUCUGGUUAACUCCAAGAAUAUGGGCAACAAAGUGGCGCUGAAGAGUGCCAAGAAAUCAAUCAUUGUCGAGGUGCUGCGUGGCUGGUGUCUGCUCAGCGUCAUUGACAACUACCUGGAUAACAAGAAGUACAAUCUAUCCGAGCUGACGCAUCCCACUGGGCAACUGCCACAACAAGACGAGAAAUCGAAUGAGACUGUUGACAACGAAUAAAAUAUGUACACUAAAAUCAAA